AUGGUCUAUACGCCCUGGGUCACCGCCGCCUUUUUGGCCGGUGCUGCAGUGGCGCAAUAUUUCCCGCCCACGCCCGAGGGAGUCAAGGUGGUUGAGUCGAAGCAUCAGAAAGGUGUAAAGAUCUCGUACAAAGAGCCUGGUAUUUGCGAAACCACCCCCGGGGUCAAGUCGUACUCGGGAUAUGUUCAUCUGCCCCCCGGGUCCCUGACCGACGUGCAUGUUGACCAAGACUACCCCAUCAACACCUUCUUUUGGUUUUUUGAAGCCCGCCAUGACCCGGAAAAUGCACCCCUCUCCAUCUGGAUGAAUGGUGGACCGGGCAGCUCGUCAAUGAUCGGGUUGAUGCAGGAGAAUGGGCCCUGUCGGGUCAACAAAGACUCCAACUCCAGCGAGUUGAACCCCUGGUCCUGGAACAACUAUGUCAAUAUGCUGUACAUUGACCAGCCCAACCAGGUGGGUUUUAGCUACGAUGUGCCCACCAACGGCACCUACGAUCAGAUCAACGCGGCCUGGGACGUGUCCGAGUAUAAGCACGGCGUGCCGAAGCAGAACAACACUUUCUAUGUGGGCACGUCCACCAGUCAAAACCAGAAGGCGGCAGCCAACGGCACCCAAAAUGCCGCUCGGUCUCUGUGGCACUUUGCGCAGACCUGGUUCGCCGAGUUCCCGGCAUACAAGCCGCGUGACGAUCGAGUCAGCAUUUGGACAGAGUCGUACGGCGGCCGGUACGGCCCGUCUUUCACGGCCUUCUUCCAAGAGCAGAACGAGAAGAUCGCCAGCGGCAAGCUCAGCAAGCCGGGCGAGUUGCACUACAUCCAUCUCGACACGCUGGGGAUCAUCAACGGCUGCAUCGACCUUCUCGUGCAACAGCCCUCAUACCCGCAGAUGGCAUACAACAACACCUACGGCGUCGAGACCAUCAACAAGACCGUCUACGACCAGGCCAUGCACGCGUGGAGCCGCCCCGGUGGUUGCAAGGACCAGAUCAAGCACUGCCGCGCGCUGGCCGCGGACGGCGAUCCACGGAUGUACGGGCGCAACGAAACCGUUAACAAGGCCUGCCACAAGGCGGACCAGUUCUGCAGCAACAACGUCGAGGGCGCGUACGUCGAGUAUGCGGGCCGCGGCUACUACGACAUCACGCACAAGGACCCGGACCCGUUCCCGCCGCCGUACUUCCUGGGCUAUCUGAACCAGCACUGGGUGCAGGGUGCACUGGGCGUGCCGAUCAACUUUACCGAGUCUGCUGAGAGCGUUUACUAUGCGUUCUCGUCUACGGGUGACUACCCGCGCUCUGACGUCCGAGGGUACCUCGAGGACCUGGCGUAUGUGCUGGACGCGGGCAUCAAGGUCGCCCUGGUGUACGGGGACCGCGACUACGCCUGUAACUGGAUCGGCGGCGAGGAGGUUAGUCUGGGCGUCAAGCAUGCUGAGGCAGCGGCAUUCCGUGAUGCUGGGUAUGCGCCGCUGCGCACGAAUUCCUCGUAUGUUGGGGGCCAGGUCCGGCAGCAUGGCAACUUCUCGUUUGCACGUAUCUACGAGGCCGGCCACGAGGUGCCGGCUUACCAGCCGCAGACGGCGUACGAGAUCUUCCACCGGGCGUUGUUCAACCGUGAUAUUGCCACGGGGAAGAUUAAUACUGUUGUUAAUACCUCCUAUUCUACUCGUGGCCCUGCGUCCACCUGGCAUAUCAAGAACAAGGUCCCCGAGAGCCCGGACCCUCUCUGCUACAUCCUUUCGCUGCAGUCCUCGUGCACUAAAGAGCAGAUUGCCAGUGUUGUCAAUGGCACUGCGCGGGUUCAUGAUUAUGUUGUCAUGGGGAAGGAGUCUUCCCAUCGGUAG
Penicillium alfredii is the source of this 1842-nucleotide messenger RNA. RefSeq names its product putative carboxypeptidase S1 (gene cp1). Gene Ontology annotation, biological process: proteolysis. The record is from RefSeq and is a predicted model, not a curated record. The transcript has 2 exons. Gene Ontology annotation, molecular function: serine-type carboxypeptidase activity. The coding region runs from base 1 to 1842 and encodes 613 amino acids. Gene Ontology annotation, cellular component: fungal-type vacuole. NCBI's taxonomy places the organism in Eukaryota, Fungi, Ascomycota, Eurotiomycetes, Eurotiales, Aspergillaceae.